AUGACAGAAAUAAAUCUGGGGAAGCACAUCUCAUCUCUACUGCUGAAAUCUCAUAUAGAGAAGGUGGCAAUCUCCACGGCUGCAGGAGAUGAUAAGGUACAAAUCUCAGAUUUUCUGCCUCAGUCUGCCACUCCACGAAACUCUGGGAACAGCGAUUCAUUUUCUGGUAUUUGGAAUAUGAUGAGUGGAAACAGUGGUAGUAGUGACAAAACUGUCUCUAAGGCUGUCGCACAGCCUCCUGUUCGAAGUACCAGCAACCAUGCAACAGGACCUUCCUCCAAGGAUACUUCCACAACGACGUCAGUUGGCUACCGUGGAGGAAGUAGUGGAGAAGCGACUACCCUCCAGCGACUACGAACACCCCAUGACGCUUUCGUGUCUGUCCUGGUGGCUAGACAGAAAUCUCUCACGACCGUCCGAAUGCUCUGGCCGAGGGAAAACUUCAAGGCGUGUGUUGAAUCAGCCAUUCUUAUGCAAGAUCAAGCUGUCUUUGUAGAUGUGUUGAGGGUUUUGCUGGUUUAUAGCAAACAGUGGAGUCUAGAUCUCGUUGCUUUACUCCUUCCACAAUUGUCGAAACUGGUUUGGAGCAAAUACCCUACAUAUGUGGAAACAACAUGCCAGGCUGUGAGAAUCAUCCUCAAAAACUUUGCCAAUCUCAUUCGCCAAACCAUAAAUAUCGAUUGUGCAAUUGGCGUUGACAUCUCUCGUGAAGAAAGAAAAGCCAAAUGUCAGACUUGUGUUACCCAUUUAGAGGCGAUAAGAUCGGCGUUCGAGAUAAAGGAAGUUGUAGCAAAAGCUGGACAAUACGGGCCAGAGGUGUUUGCCUUGUUCUCUCUACUUCAAUAA
Molecule: messenger RNA, 846 nt
Organism: Rodentolepis nana
Lineage: Eukaryota; Metazoa; Platyhelminthes; Cestoda; Cyclophyllidea; Hymenolepididae
Source: the annotation of a GenBank genome assembly